Messenger RNA from Drosophila busckii, 979 nucleotides. Its product is annotated as antigen 5 like allergen Cul n 1. The coding region runs from base 22 to 849 and encodes 275 amino acids. Lineage: Eukaryota; Metazoa; Arthropoda; Insecta; Diptera; Drosophilidae. The transcript has 3 exons. The record is from RefSeq and is a predicted model, not a curated record.
CACGUUAGCUCAUUUAUAAAAAUGAAAUCGCGCUUGGUUUGCUUAUUGCUGUUGGUUUUUAUUGCUGCUGCUAGCGCUGAGCAGCGAAGAAUUAGAACUAAGAAAGCAGCCACUUGUAGACCAGAUCUGUGUCCACCUCAUCAGAAGCAUGUGGGAUGUGGUCGUCAAAGGGGCUUUGAAAAAUCUUGCGGCGAUGGCGAAUACUGGAUUCUGAGAGUGGACGGGCCGCUGAAGGAAUCCAUUGUCAAGGAGGUCAACAUGAUGCGCAACAUGGUGGCCAGCGGUCUCUACAACAUGAGCGCAGCAGCUCAAAUGCCCGAAAUGGGCUGGGAUCAGAGGCUGGAGCAAUAUGCCGCGUUGCUGCAGCGUCAAUGUGACACCAAGAACGAGAUUUGUGCAAACACCCAGGACUACAGCUAUACGGCGAUUGCACAAGUCAAGGCCAAGAUACAAAAAAAUACGAGAAUAGGUCAGUACAUAAUGAAUAUAUUAAUGCCCUCCUGGAUGUCCGAUAUACUUGGCUGUCAAAUGGACGCAAGGCAUAAAAUAACGCCAAUUGAAGGUGCCAAUGGCACCUGCGUUGGUCACUACUUGCCGCUGAUACAGGACAAUGGCAAUCGCAUGGGCUGUGCAGGACGUUACGAAAUAGUCAGAAAGGAAGGUUCAGAGGAAAGAGUACUACAAUUGUUGUGCGUUCUAUCGCGCACCCAAGUGGGUCUCGCACCACCCUAUGUAGUUGGCAAAGCCGCCGGACGUUGCGCGGCAGGAUCGAAUAUGAAGUACAAAUACUUGUGUCAUUAUCUCGAGGAUGUCGAUCCUAACGAUGUUAUCGAACCCAAAAAAGAAUAACUUGCUAUGGCAUGACAAUGAAUAAAAAGCUAUAAAUAACAAUAACCAGAUGUAAAGAUUUUAUAGCUGGAAAUAGAGAUCGCUUAAAAAAUAAAUACAAUUAACUUAAAUAAUAAAACACAAACAAUGA